Messenger RNA from Pelmatolapia mariae (spotted tilapia), 6039 nucleotides. RefSeq names its product calcium-binding mitochondrial carrier protein SCaMC-2-B-like. Bases 447 to 2090 code for a protein of 547 amino acids. Gene Ontology annotation, molecular function: calcium ion binding; ATP transmembrane transporter activity. Gene Ontology annotation, biological process: transmembrane transport; ATP transport; ADP transport. The record is from RefSeq and is a predicted model, not a curated record. Gene Ontology annotation, cellular component: mitochondrial inner membrane. The transcript has 11 exons. Lineage: Eukaryota; Metazoa; Chordata; Actinopteri; Cichliformes; Cichlidae.
UCAGCAGACAAAUGUCUUGCUCUUUUUAAUGGGCGGUAAGUUGCCGGGUGCCUAGAUAUUGAAAUAAAAACUAAAAGGGGACUUCAGAAUGGAACCGUAUUGUUUGUAAUAGGUGGAAGUCGAACAUACGCUGCUGUGGAGAUAUUUUAAUAGACGCUUAGAGAGCAGACAGCAGAAUUCUCAUCACAUCGACGCGUCUCGUUUCGCCGGCAUCUUUCACUCGCUAACGUUGAAAAUAGCUAGCUGAGCUGAUGGACUCAAGUGGAAUUUGUGCUUGUGUGUGAGCUUCACGGUUGUGUUAGUGGUGAAAAGUGUGCGUUGUACGCCAAGUGAAAGCCGUCGACUUUAAUAGAGGCACGUGGUGACGUAGUAGUCAGGAGUCGCGAUAUAAAGGCGAUUCAGCCUUUGGUUAGUACUGGGUCAAGCUGUUCGGGAGAGGCGGACACAUGAUGCACCAGCAGGGCUCGUUGAUGCCCUCUUUGCUCAGUGGUGUAUUCUGCCAGUGUCGGUCGACAGACACACAUCCAGGGGCCGACCCUGGUGGUGGAGGCAGGGUUCCCCCCUCCGUCCCUCCCUCGGCAGCAUCACCAUCUAAACCAGUAACCCAACAGUCAGCGUCCGGCGUGUGGCACACCGACGAAGGAGAGCAUCCAUGUGACAUAUGUGGGGGUACGGAGCAGGAGCACAGACUCAAAGUGCUCUUCCAGGUCCUGGAUGUGAACGGGGAUGGAGGCAUCUGUGUGAACGACUUGACAAUUGGGCUGAAGAAGUUAGGAGUACAUCGCACUGAACAUGAGCUCAUGAAAAUAGUGAAAGCCGGAGACAAAGACCUGGAUGGACAGUUAGACUUUGAGGAAUUUGUCCAUUAUCUCAGAGACCAUGAGAAGAAACUCCGACUGGUCUUCAAGAGUUUGGACAGGAAGAAUGAUGGUCGAAUUGACUCACAAGAAAUCAUGCAGUCUCUGCGUGACCUGGGAGUGAACAUCUCUGAGGAACAGGCAGAGAAGAUUCUUAGAAGAAUAAGGAGGGGUCAUAUCUGGGCCCCUAUUAUGUAUAUGGAUAAAAAUGGAACAAUGACCAUUGACUGGAAUGAGUGGCGGGACUACCACCUCCUGCAUCCAGCUGACAACAUCCCUGAGAUUAUUCUUUACUGGAAACACUCCUCGAUCUUUGAUGUAGGGGAGAGUCUGAUGGUUCCUGAUGAGUUCACAGCAGAGGAGAAGAAAAUGGGUAUGCUAUGGCGACACCUAGUGGCUGGAGGAGGGGCUGGUGCAGUGUCUCGAACUUGCACAGCACCACUGGACCGUCUGAAAGUUCUCAUGCAGGUUCACUCCUCCAAGAGCAACAGUAUGCGUAUCGCUGGUGGCUUUGCUCAGAUGAUCAGAGAGGGUGGUGUAAGGUCUCUGUGGCGAGGCAAUGGUAUCAACGUCGUCAAAAUUGCCCCCGAGUCUGCAAUAAAGUUUGUAGCUUAUGAACAGAUUAAGCGACUGAUUGGAAGUAACCAGGAGACGCUGGGCAUCACAGAGAGACUGGUGGCUGGCUCUCUGGCUGGAGCGAUCGCUCAGAGCAGCAUAUACCCCAUGGAGGUCCUGAAGACACGGUUAGCCCUGAGGAAGACAGGUCAAUACUCGGGCAUCCAAGAUUGUGCUAAACAUAUCUUCCAGAGGGAAGGCGUGGCAGCUUUUUACAAGGGCUACAUCCCAAACAUGCUGGGCAUCAUUCCCUAUGCUGGCAUCGACCUGGCUGUCUAUGAGACUCUGAAGAAUUCGUGGCUGCAGCACUACGCUACAGAUAGUGCUGAUCCAGGAGUGUUUGUGCUACUCGCUUGUGGCACUACUUCCAGCACAUGUGGCCAGUUGGCCAGCUACCCACUCGCUCUGGUCAGGACUCGAAUGCAGGCACAAGCUUCUCUGGGAGGAGGUCCUCAGAUGAACAUGACAGGACUGUUCAGACACAUUAUUAGGACUGAGGGACCAAUAGGACUCUAUCGAGGCCUGGCACCCAACUUCAUGAAGGUCAUUCCAUCUGUCAGCAUCAGCUACGUGGUCUACGAGUACCUGAAGAUCACGCUGGGAGUCCAGUCAAAGUGACCAGGGAGGCAGACAGAAGAAAAUAAGUGGCCAAAGGUUUUUUGUUUGUUUGUUUGUGGUCUGAAAUGAACAGCUACAGUUCAACAUAUUUCAGUGCAGAAAAUGAAGGACAAAGCUGAGAUGUGUGAUUUGAAGAGAGAAAAAACUUGACUGAAGUCAUGUCUGUCAGUUGUUCUCUUAAGCUUUCUUUUAGCAGCUCGGUGGUGUUUCAGCACCUGUGAGUCUUAGUUUAACAAGUGUUUACAUGACUCUAAAUUACUGCUAGAACUGGAACAUGUCCCUGCUGCUGAGUACUGUGAAAGGAACAGUCUUGCGUCUCUGUGGAAAGGAAGAAUCUUGAUCUUGGUGGGCUUUGCUCAGUCAUGACACUAUAUCAUCAUAUAGCUGACAGCAUAUGAUAUCAUACGCUAUCAGCUUUGUCGUGAAGCUGUAACUGGAUUUAAAACGGUAGAUAAAUGGUCGAUAUGGCUGCAUUAAAACAGAGAUGAUACAAACAAGAGAAACUAGUGUACUUUAAGCUAAAAUCAGUAUAUAAUGAAAUAAAGCAUUAACGUGAUCCAAAGUGAUUAGGGCCAUUCUAGCAAAAACUAAUUACACAACCAAGGGAAGUGUUCACUAUCUCUGAGAUUAAAGUAAUAAGCAUUAAAAUAGGCUUAAAAUAGUUAUUAUCGAUGUCCUAUGAAGAGAUAUUGUUGUAACCAGAGGAAACCAACUCAGACUAGUUUGCUUUUUUUCACACCUGUUAGUGUGUCAUUCAUAUUAUAAAAGAUGGGAAUAGCUGCUGCGACUUGAGCCAUUGGUUAGUGAAGUCUCAAUCUGAUCCCUGAGCUGAGAAUUUUUUUUCCAUUGGCGUUUGGUGUUUUGAAACUUAGAACAAUCGUUAUUUACAAGGUAAGGUAAACUUCAUGUUGCAUUCAGUAUGACCUGAAGCCCAUAAAGGAAAGUGUUUACUGGGGUCACAUAAAAAGGGUGCUGAAGGCCGCUUUCCCAAAGACCUGUAAAUAACCACAAGUCUUUGCAGUCAGAAGAAUGAAGGAAAAGGCAUUAAAAAGAAAGCAGGUUUAAGGCACUUUAGCACUGACUUCACUUUUCAGACCAAGAAGCUGUGUCCAUAUGUCACCCCCACAGUAUCUUUUGUAUGAUUGAUGUGGUUUCUUGACAAAAAAGGAAAAAAACAGACCAUGAAUCUGUAACUUUGGUCUGAUCAUUUCUGAUGUGUGUAAUUUUUUUUCUUUCUUUCUUUACCACUACAAUCAUCGCAAAUAGUUAUUUUUCUUGUAUACUUGUCAAUUCAGUCCAAGUCCAUUUAAAAUCAUUAUCCACUGUCAUUUACGUCUGCUUUUUUUAUGUAGAAUGGCCCUAAUAAGGACUUUCAUAUAAGUUUGCAGAGGAAUUUCACAGAAAAAUAGAAAAAAAGGCUAUGAAACAAUAACAGAACGAUCAUCUAGGGACUUGUCGACACGCUGGAUAAAGAGCUCUGUUACAUUCAGUCUAUGGUCAUAAACAGUGAGAUGGAAUUGUUUGUUUCUUGUAUUCAGUUUUGUUUUAAUUUUGGCAGAUCCAACAUGAUCUGACCAUAACAGACGUAUUGUGCAGAAUUCUGUUUUAAGAGAGAAAGAAGGCAACCACAGCAAACAAAACAGUGCUACAGGGAGAGUAUGACGAGCAGGAGCAGUCACUGACCCAAGAAAUCAGCAUUGUUGAGCCACAAAGCAGUAAUGCCCAUGCAGUGAAAAGGUUUGCACUCAUAAUGCUAAUCCAAAACAACAGACACCUGUGCAUUAGUUUUUCAAAUUGAAAAAUGCUUAAAGCAAAAACUUUAUUGACUUCCUCUCAGCUGAAGUUGAAACUGAAUGUUGUGUUAUCACACUGAUCUUAUUUUGCUAACAUGUCCCAGAGCGCUGUUUGGUUUCUCAAAAGCUUCACCUCUCAAAACUGUAAUGGAAAUUGAUAAUUAUAAAUGAAAGUCAUGUUUCCAUUUUUGUAUAAACACUCCAUAAAAUAAGUGGUACAGCGCCCAGGCAGCACUCUCCACCUGACUGAUGUCUGUAUUAUAUGAUCAUCUCAAGAGUGCCUUGUGUUACACGCAUAAAUGCACCUGAACACUAUAGGAUAGCAUUCCUUUUUUGCUUUAAAUGUAUUUACUACUGUAUUCGUUUAUUUAUUUUUACAGAGAAGUCAAGAUGACUGACUGAAAUGGUGUGAAAUUGUUAUUUAGUGCUUUUGCUGUUUUCAUAGUACUCAUGAUAAUGGUGGCAGAAUUUUUAUUUUUGGCUUUAACAAACCUUCAGUUAUACAGAAGCCCAAAAUGUUUCAAAUGAAAACAGUGAAUAAAAUUGGAUAAAUGCUAAAUUGUUUAAAAUAUAUAUGUUAUAAUUCUAUAUAUUCAGUUUUCUAUUAGAUUUUUAUUUAAGUACAUGCAAUUUUUGCUUCAUAUUAUUCUUUUAUUUUGUCAAUUAAGUCAGUGACAUCAAUCCUGUUAACAUACAGAAAAACAGCAAUGAAAACAUUUCUCUCUCCUUGGCAAUAAUGAGUAAAGCCGUGGAAGUGACUGAAUUAACCCACUGAGAUUAGCUCCUGCUGUACUGGUUCUUAAUGUGAGUGUUAAAGAUAUUGCGUGAGAUUUGAAAGAGAACAAGUUCAAAUCUCUGUACAGAUGAUAGGUUGUAAAAUAACACAAGCACCUACCUAACUACCUGCCAUCAUAUUAGCUAUACUGGUAAUUUAGAGGGUUGCAUCCCUGGCUAUGUAGCUAAAUAAGUAUGAAGAUGAUACUGAGUCUGUUCACUAUAUUUAUUUAUAGCAGCAUCUACAUAGUUAGACGUGCUAAAGGGCACUAAUUCCACUUGCUAACUAAUGGAUAGGCAAAAGGGCAAGGAGCAAAAAAAACAAAACAAAUUCCACUAUUAUAUAAAAUGUUUGAAACAAACAGGGAAGAAUGCUAAAUAAAAACGUUUUAACAUGUUUAACAAUUUAGUUUUUAAACCUGUUUGUUAUAAGUCUUAAAAUUUAUGUAAUGUUGAAUAUGUUGGGCCUGACAACACAGAAUUCAUAUCUGUGUGUAUCAUUGUUAGGAUGAUAAAACACUACUAACCCUACAAACACAUGACUUCAGCUUGGAAGCGAGAGAGAUGCACUGUGGACAGGUGUUCAUCAUACUGAUUCAAGUGUGUGUGCAUAGUACUAGAAUAAACAUGAAGAAGCCAGUUGCCCUGAUGUAUAAAGCAAUGUGCUAAACAAUUUGUGUGUUUCUCUGGUAGAGCUGCAGUCCCACACACUGGACUGUCUGGUUGUGAUCUUCAGAAUGUGGGCUGCUCUUGGGAGCUGAUUUACUCCAGCAACAUGUCUGCUUAAGUCAUCACUUUCUAGCAGACAGUGAAGCAAUUAUGGGCCUACACUUGCUUAUUUGAGAGUUGAACCUCACUGAUGUUGAAUAACAGCAACAAAAGUGAACGGAUGACAAAUACUUUAUUCUUAAUGUCAGUGUCUGACUGUCUCAUGCCUUUAUUUCUGGCACGACUGGUGUGUUUCGCACUCCUUGCUCUGUUAUUGCAUAUCAUGCAUAAAGCGGUGACACAGAAUGUCAUUGUGUGGCUGUGUGUAAAUGUUUUCUGUAUUUGUACAGUGAAAGGUAAUGCUGCAGUGUCUUAAAAGUAGCCAUGUGUUGGCUGUAUGCUGUACUGACCAACAGCCAAUUAGGCAGACCCAGUGGAAGUGCUACCUAUACAAACUAAAGGCUACGCUAUUCAUAAAUGGUGGCCUAGUUUACAAAAUAUAUACACUUUAUAUAUAUUUGCAUUUUAUUUUAUUAUGCUAGCUGUAAGUGAAUGAGUAUGUGAGUACAUGUAUAGUAGUUUUCUGAUUGAAGCCCCUGCCACUCAAAGUGUUGAGUUGAGACAAAUAUUUAUGCUUUAAUGAGUUCAGCUGUUAAAUAAACUAGUUCAUGACU